Patiria miniata (bat star) is the source of this 8304-nucleotide messenger RNA. RefSeq names its product transcriptional-regulating factor 1-like (gene znf541). Gene Ontology annotation, molecular function: transcription corepressor activity. Gene Ontology annotation, biological process: regulation of transcription by RNA polymerase II; negative regulation of DNA-templated transcription. Gene Ontology annotation, cellular component: transcription regulator complex; histone deacetylase complex. Bases 227 to 5404 code for a protein of 1725 amino acids. The record is from RefSeq and is a predicted model, not a curated record. Lineage: Eukaryota; Metazoa; Echinodermata; Asteroidea; Valvatida; Asterinidae. The transcript has 15 exons.
AGCGGAUGCGUACAAUAUUUAUCAUCCAAGUAAAGCGUCUUACACGAUGCAUAAUAAUGAGCUGUUCGCUGGUACAGCUUUCGUUUCCGUGGUCAAAAUAUCCCCGAUAUGCUGAAAAUCGAUGUUGAUUUGUACCUAAAAGCAUUGCAGCUGAAGGCAUUGGGAGAGAAGGCUAUCAGAAGGGGAUGCUUUGUCAAAUGAACCACUGGUCAGUUACAGCACAGGCAUGGCCUUAUCCGGAAUGGACAGCAGCAUGAGUCUGGUGAAGAAUGAAGUGCAAGCAGCUCCAGCGGCUGUACAGCGCAGCUCCUCACUGGACAGCAUGCAGAAUCCCGUCAGCAUUCUACCGGUACCCGGGAACGCUGAGAUGCUUCCCACAACAAUGUCUUCGACCCCCAAUGCCAACAACUCACUCUCACCUCCUUGCCAGCCAGUACAGCGUAGUCGCAGUCUGCCGCUCUUGGACUCCAGUCAAGGUAUUCCCCCGGAGCUUCUUGCUGAUUUAACGGCAUCGGAUCGGGGCAGCUUGUUGGGCAACAACUCGGUGGGCAUGGAGGAUGGUUUGUCCACAAGCCAGACCAAUAAUCAGGCAGGGCAGUUCUUGCAGAGGGACUACUUGAACCCUACACAGUUUCCAGGACUGGCCCAGCAGCCUCUGAAUCUCAGUCAGUCGGCUGACAUCAAGCAGUUCUUGGGAACAUUCCAGCAGCCCAUGGUGCCCAGGCCCAACAUGAUGAGUCGACCUGUGAGGAAUUUUAUUCCUCAUCUGGGUGAUUGGGGAGGGUAUUCGGCAGGGGGGAGGUUGCAGUUGAGAGGAGCCGAAACCACCAUGGCGGGUCUGUCCACAAUAGGCCCAUCUGGUUUGUCUCAGAGCCAGACUAUUUUUAACCCAAGUGUCGCGAACAUCUACAGCAAGGUCGUGGAUAAGGCAUUGGGCUUCCCUAUAGGUGACACUCUUAACUACGGGCGAGAAAACGUGCACUUUCCAAGUGGACAGCCCCCCAUGAAUGUAAACCCCUUGCGACAACAGGUAGUGUUUGAAGGGAAACCUUCUAAAGAUGGCGAUAGACAAUUGCACAUGCCCAAGGAUGGGAGGGGCAACUUGGUGCAAGCGCAUCAGCACCACAAUGAGAACAACAACGAUAAGACCUCGCCAAACAUCCAAGCACUGUCCGACAGUGUGGGAGGCCAUAUGGGCGAUAAAUCUAUGCUGCCGUUGUCGGUGAGCGUGUCUGUAGCUUUCACUGAGCCUAGUCAGGAUAGCCCGGCCUCAAUGUCCCGGCACAGUAACAGUCCUGCCAUGCCGUACAGAACCUCAGCAGAUCAGAUGCUGAGUAUGAUCAAUUACAACGACGACCAACUCCUCCAAGAGCACGGGCUGAUAAGUGAUAACUCAGUGACUGGUACUCUGGACGAUAACUUCCUGAGCGGUUCCAUUGGGAUUGGUCAUCCCAGUGGCUCCCGUCUAACCGAUUCUUCCAACCUCACUGGCAUGGACUCCAGCCCACCGAGCGUCAACAAUGAAACGUUUGAUCUGUUUGACGGAGGCGGGGACGUGGACGAAGCUAGUUACAUGAAUGAUUCCCUCUCGCCUCAGGACUUAGGUGGUGACUCGGAUGUGCAUGUUACUUCCUCGCUCUCAAGCAUGGGCUCCCAGUCUGGCACUGAUGUUUUGGCAAGUCUACCGAGAUCUGUUGGACGAGGAGGCUUUGGAGUCAGUGGGGGCAAAAAUCCACCAGACCUCAAGGCAUCUUCUGCAACAGGGGUCACCAAUGAUGGCUGCAGUACAGAUGUGCCGCCCCGUCGUAAGGGCCGGCCACCAUCACGCAACCCGGGCCAUCGCUACUCCCAGCCCUGCCAGGUGUGCGGCAAGAUCUUUGGCAGCUCCAGCGCCCUGGCCAAGCACAAGCUGAUACACAGCAGCGAGCGCAGGCACAAGUGUGUGCUGUGUGCCAAGAGCUUCAAGCGACAGGACCAUUUAGCUGGUCAUAUGCUGACACAUCGUAGCAAGAAACCCUACGAGUGCUCGGUACCGGACUGCAGCAAGUCCUACUGCGACAUCCGCUCCCUACGGCGACACUUUGAGUCCCAGCAUCAUGGCUUGGUCAUGGAAGAACACAUGAAGUACACGGGAGACGAGAGGGAUCCUGAACUGAUUGCUGCCGAGGAGGCUGCUGCCGUACAAGCCCAGGCCCAGGCCCAGGGCCAGCCCUCGGGUCUACCAACCAACUCGGUGGCAUCCUACAUGAGCACUGUUAAUACCUUAUCCAGCAUGCCGGUCAUAGGCAGCCUGACUGUCAAUAACUUUGGCCAGGGAGGGCUGAUGCAGCAGCCGUCACCGCAGCAACAGCAGCAGCAGCAGCAACAACCACAACAUCAUCAUCAUCAGCAGCAGCAGCAGCAGCAACAGCAAGGGGGUGGUAUGAACAGUACCAACAGUCAAAGCUCCGAGGGUCAGGGUUCCAGCUCCAGUGCCGCUCUCCAGUUCCUGGCUCAGGCGGCGCAGCGAGCCCAAACCAACCUUCCCAUCUCGGCUACCUCGCCCAACAACCAGUCAGAAGCCAUGACGCUGAACCCUCAGAUCCCCGUGCCUCAGGAUUUGCCUACAUUGCACCGGUUUACUGACCUGAUUAAUCCCUCGGGCACUAACCAGCUGUCGUCCAGCUCUUGGAAUAUGACGAGCCAGUACGAAGGCCUGUCCAACCCCAGGAACUUGAUCAUGGAGAGCAUCCCUGCCCCUAGGUUAGCCACCACUAUGUCUACUUUGUCAGGCAACACAAGUACAAGACGUGCAUUAGCAAGCAUCCCAACCAUGGCUGUGGACGUCAGGCAGCCAUCACCCAGAGGCCCAUCACCUGCUAAGAGCUCUGAUGGUAAAGAGAAAAGCCAGCAGCCGGUAGAGUGUUCAGUGUGUAAAAGAAUGUUCAAGAGCAUGCCAGCAUUGAAUGGACACAUGAGGCUCCAUGGGGGCUACAACAAUGCUAGAGGGGAGACCACAGACAUGAACAAAGGGGAUCAUUCAAAAAUGGCUCACCGCCAGCAAGCGCCCACCCCUCCAAGGACUAGCCAAGCCCGAUCCACUCCAGACACCAGAGGUCCUCCGUCGUCCUCCUCGGCACCUAGUACCCACUCCAUCCCCAACCACCAGUCUAUGAUGGUCAAUCAGGCCCCUGUCAGCCAGACCCAGCCAGCCCUUCAUGUGUCCGUGCCAGGCCCGUCGUUUCCAAUGCCAAUGUCGGGACUCCCUCAGCUUCCCCCUAUGACCCAGAUGCCCCCUCUCCUUAAUCAGCUCCGGCCUCAGCAGAUAGACCUGCCGGCCCAGGUCAAGAGGGAACUCAACAUGGCCAGUGUCCCCAAGCCCAGCAACCCAUUUUUCUCGGACGUUUCCUUCUCGCAUCCUCAUCACCACUCCCAGCAGCUGCCUAGCUCCUAUCCUCAGUUGAUGCCCAUGCCCAUCAGUCAUGUCAAGGACAUGCCUUUUUCUGUCCCCAUGACCUACCCAGCAACAACCUCGCAAACUGUUCAGAUGGUUGUCAAGGCGGAGCCAGUCACGCCUACGGCCAUUGUGCCGCCGCAGCAGCUGCAGCUGCAGCAGCAGCAGAUGCCAGUAGCGCCACUUUUCACCACUGCAGGACAGCACGAACUCAGUCCACCAAGACUGGAGGCCAUUAAACCAUCUGAAGAUCAGAACGUCUUUAGAAAUCCCCCGCCUCCCACGCAGCCCAGCCCGACUAAAAAGAGACCACGCCCAUCCCCCUUGCACAUCCCCUCAUGUGUCAAUACAGGGACGCCAGGGGGAAUCAUCCCGGGCACCUACCAGUCACAGAUGAGAUCACCUCGGGAACUGGGAGGCUUUUACCCGCAUCACCCCUAUCGCUCUUCAGGGUCUGGCACCACCCCUCCCCCAUACACGCCUCCACCCAUGCUGAGCCCAAUCCGCAGUGGGCCUGGCUUGUAUUUCAAUGUUGGGCCGUUGCCCAUGCCAUCGAUGACACCCAAGACUCCAAGCAUGAUGUCCAUGCAUCGCAGAAAUAGCUCUGCUGCACCUGAAGAGGCUGUCUCAGACUUUGUCUUCUCCACGGCUGAACCACACAUCAACGUUGGGCCAGAAUUCCAAGCCACGAUUCCUGACCUGAUAGUGGAGGGUCGGGAUGAAUCUGUGGAGCCUGAUUAUAGACUGGGCUGGCUGGCUUCGGAUCCUUCUGUCAAUGAAAAGUACACCAUCAGUGAAGUGACCAAUUUCCUGAUGUUGGCUAAAACGGCAGCCUUACCUGGUGGGGCACAGAACACGGAAUAUGCCCAUCACUGUCUGCACAGAGCAGAUGGGGACAUACAGCUUGCCUUAAAGAUGUUGAUGAAUCCUCAGUCUUGCCCUGAAGACAAUAAUCCAUUCAAUGAUUACAACUACAAUUUCACUGCUACCUGGUCUCAAGGAGAGAGGAAGAUCUUCCGAGAUUACUUCAAGAUCAAGGGAAAAGAUUUCCACGCUAUCCAGAAACAUAUUCCAACUAAACCCGUCAAGGAGAUAGUGGAAUAUUACUACCUCUGGAAGAAGCUGUACCCCUACAACAGGGACAUGCAGAAGUUCUGCCAUCACAGUGGCGUCAAUCCUUCAGAAGACGUGCGCAGGAAUGAAUGUGACCUCUAUCCGGGAGAGACUUUCAUAGAUUAUGUUCCUCUCAAGGAGUAUAGACAUGAUAAGUACUAUAGAGGGGGCGGGCAGGCUAGGAACAAUAAUCAUGUGAAAACUUCCUCUAAUCAGGAGGAGAAGCCAGCUAAUCAGGGGCCGUUCACCUGCAACUAUCCAGACUGUGCAGCGACCUUCAAGUCCAGGCAAGCCCUGAAUGGCCACAUUCGUGUGCACGGCGGCAGCUACAAAUCCCAGCCGGCUGCCAAGGAGACGCGGCCGGUCCAGCGCAGCGUCUCCCCGGUCUCGGAAUCUACCUCCACCUCGGGAAUGUCCCGUAGGAUGUCGACGGAUUCCUCCUCUGGGGAGAGCAUGGAACCCGAGCCCGUCACCUACCCGUGCAAGAUCUGUGGCAAGGUAUUUUUCAAAGUGAAAAGCCGGAGUGCCCACAUGAAGAGCCAUCGCAAGCCAGAUGCCGUCAAGAAACCGAUCAUCCCAUCCAUUCAGGAAGAGUCGCCCCCGGAGUUUGGCACGGAGUCUCUGAACCACUACGCCGACGACUCGGAAGUGGACGACAGCGAGGACGACGAUGACGAGAUGAACGAGGAGCUGCGCGGUUACCCGCAUGAUGGCAGGGAGCGAAGUGACGACGGGAGCAGCUCUACGGGUCAGUCCGGCAGCAGGAGCGAGAGCAGCAGCGGCAGUGGCAGCGGCAGCGAGAGCGAAUCAGAGUCUGGGAACUCAGAGGAGGCAGGGGAGCAACCGAUGAGGAUGUGAGGUGAAGAGAUUCGCCGGAGGAGGUUCCUGAUUGUGCAUGGUAGAGUUACGGGACGCAUCCUAGCUGGCUGGGACAUCCUACCAAUGUGCAAUAAGUGUUGGGAUAACGGAGAACGGAGGCUGUGCUGAGUGGAGAGUACAACAUCGGAAGACGUUUGCUGAUACACCAUGCGAUGUGGCGGUCCCUACUUUCAGAGAGGGUUUUUCGGAACGAAACCAGUGUCAACUCUGGGUAAAGGGACGUGGAAUCAACCUGCUGAACGCUCAACCGUCCAUAGUCAGCAAAAGCACUGGCAGCGUUGCACGUGGGAGUGAUACACCAGAAUGCACUCCUGAAUCAGAAACCCCUCCUGAAACCUCCAGACAAAUGUUUAUGAAACCGUGGCCAGAUGGUUGGAUGUGUGGUCUCGCAAAGAGGGAACUUCAGACUGAGCAAGAAACAUGUUUGCUGUGUCUUGUGUGUAACUUAAGAAAUACUUCAUUGAACUCCAAGACACUCCCGUGAUAUUUGGAAAAGCUUGUGCAGCAUUGAGACAAUAUCACCGGAAUGAAUUUAAAAAAAUCAUCUCUGGUUUUUUUUGUUUAGCAUCACUUUUAUGUUAAUAUCCCAUUGGUUUUUAAAAUUCUCAAAAUCACGAGUAGCCUGCGAGAUUCCCAAAGUGAACUGGUAUUCCCCGUGGAUUACUUAUUUUUGUUUUGUUUAUAAAAUCAUGAACUUGAAGCUGACCACAAAUUCAUGAAAUUCUUGACAUUUGUUAAUGUUAUUUUUGUUUGAAUAUCAUCUAAGAUGUGGUUUUAUAUUUGCAUAAACCAUGCAAGACUUAAAAGCACCUAAAUUUUGAUUUUAAAAUGUACCAUUUAAUGUGCAUACGAUGAUGUAAUACAUGCACAUUAUUUAUGAGGAACAUCAUGUCCCCUGCUUUGGGUAGAUUUUGAAGGGACUAUGUUUUUUAAGGCACCAUCCAAGGUUUUGCAUUUUCCUGAUUUGAAUGCUUAAUGCUCCAUUGACUUUUUAGCAAAUUAUUCCUUUUUGUGCAAUACCGGUAUCUUCCUCUCUGCUGAGUUUUGUUGCAUACCGCCAUUUUUUUCUGUGUGGUUUUGUUAGCCUAUUUUUCUGAUUAUUAUUAUUAUAAUGAAAGUAGAGCUUGUACAGUGUUGUAAAUUUCUGUUUGACCGAUAAGCCUCUGAAAAUCAACUUGUACAGUUGUAGAAACUAAUUUUUACUGGAUGGUUGUAAAAAACACACAUUAUUUUGUUGUUCAUGUGGCUCUCGUCCAGAGCCGUUUUCUUGCUUUGGUUGGUAUCGCUGAGGGCAGGGAAAUUUUGCUAAGCAAAAUGAUGCGGGUUACCAGCCCAAGUAUCAUUAGUUGUGUAUUGGUCGUGACUGGUUCUCGGUCAGUUUUUGAUUGCUUUGCUAAGCAGCUCUGAUAAUGACCCUAGUAAUGGCCGCGUCCCAAUAGCUUGGCUGUGGCUGGCGAUUACACACGUGCUUACUGAAGCCGCUGCAGCCACUGUCCAUAGACCCGUGUGUAUCUCCCAGCCGUAGCCAAGCAAUUUGGGCACAGCCCAAUAUCUUGACUGCGGCUGGCUGUUACACACACGCCUAUAGAAGCCGCUGCAGCCACUGUCCAUAGACCCGUGUGUAUCUCCCAGCCGUAGCCAAGUAAUUUGGGCACAGCCCAAUAUCUUGACUGCGGCUGGCUGUUAUACACACGCCUAUGGAAGCCGCUGCAGCCACUUCCCAUAGACCCGUGUGUAUCUCCCAGCCGUAGCCUAGCAAUUAGGACAGAACCUUACAUUGCACAUAGCAGUGCUCCUGAAUUUCAAGCAAUGGUGCUAAAAAAAAGAUAUGAAUGGCCUCAUGCUGGUUAUAAGGGGUAUUAGCCUAGUAUUGGCAGGGGAAAGUUAUUCAUCAAUUUUUAUAUAAAACUUUCUUAAUUAAUUAAGAGGGAAAAAUUAACAGACCAGAUUCAUCAACUUCCCCUUUUUUCCCAAACUUUUUUAUAUAUAUAUUUAUUUUUAAAUUUUAAAUAUUUUACUUGAAAAUUUGACAUUUGAUCCCCCUCCCCCCCCUAAUUAACUGCUUGGUACUGGCCAGAGUCAACACCUGGAGUUCUGUUCAUAAGAUGGAAGUUCUCUAAUGAACCACUUGCUGUUUCAUUGGGCUGAAAUCUUCUGUCCGUUCGCACAGAAAGUGUUCUCCUGAACUUUGGAAAUGCUACAAUUUCCCAUCCCAUCAAACCCUUGUAUCAAUAAAAACCUAUCAAUUGGACGUCUUUUUUACAGUCUAUAAUUUCAUUUUAUUUUAGUCACGAAACUCAUCUUCCUCUUUUUUGCGAGUGUAAGUAUACCAGGCAUUUAUUUUUUGGCUUCCUGUGAAAAUAAUUGCAGUAUUAAAAAUGAUUUGUAAAAAAAAAACUGUAUAAAAAUCUCUAAAUUUCUUUUAAUGCGAUACUGUUGUGCCAUAUUUUUUAAUUAAAGGGUAAUUGUCAUGUUCGUCUCGUCUGAUGAAGUUGAAGUCUCAAUUCAAAGAUGGCUGACUCUCUGGAGGAGGGUAUCAUUUAACAGACUCUGAAAAGCCUCAUUGUGAAAUAUUCUCGUCUUGUAAAUAAACAAAAAAGUAACUUCACAUAUACUACCUUUUUAUUAAUUAAGUGUGUGAGACAGAUGACUAUUUUAUCAUGUGAUAUUGGAAAUAUGAACUGGACAUUGAAGGUUUAUGAACUGUAAGAUAAAAUGAUAAAAGUGUCAUUAUUUUGUAUGAUGAAAAAAAAAACCAACACAUUUUGUGCAGUUGUGGAAAGCAAAUCUUUAAGUCAAAUUCUAAAAAAAAAAAAUGAAUAUCCAUUGUCAACUGUAAAUGUGCAUAAAAUGUGCAUUUUAUCUCUAUUUCAUAGAAA